This is a messenger RNA of Malassezia japonica, 1614 nucleotides long. RefSeq names its product RBR-type E3 ubiquitin transferase. NCBI's taxonomy places the organism in Eukaryota, Fungi, Basidiomycota, Malasseziomycetes, Malasseziales, Malasseziaceae. Gene Ontology annotation, molecular function: zinc ion binding; ubiquitin protein ligase activity; ubiquitin conjugating enzyme binding. Gene Ontology annotation, cellular component: ubiquitin ligase complex; cytoplasm. Gene Ontology annotation, biological process: positive regulation of proteasomal ubiquitin-dependent protein catabolic process; ubiquitin-dependent protein catabolic process; protein polyubiquitination. The coding region runs from base 1 to 1614 and encodes 537 amino acids. The record is from RefSeq and is a predicted model, not a curated record. The transcript has 3 exons.
AUGGCGGACGCUGACGAUUUAAUCUAUGAUGCAUACGCGGACGACUCCAUGGACGAAUAUUCGGACGUGGGCGACGCGGACUACAACGACCCUGGCGCCGACGCGGUCGACUAUAUGAAUGCGGCGAGCGACGAUGACGACGACGGUGAGAUCGACAUCAUGUCGGACGAUGGGAUGUUUGUCGAGCAGGAGAUGUCGGUCACCGAUGUGCGCAAGAAGCCGUACGAGGUCGAUUUCAAGUGCCUCGACAUUGCUGGCAUUGAAGCCGCGCAGCGCGUUCAGAUCGAGCACAUUGCAGGCAUGUUUAUGGUGUCGAAUGCGGAUGCGGCCGUGCUGCUUCGCCACUUUCAUUGGAACAAGGAGCGGUUGAUUGAGCGCUAUAUGGACGCGCCCGAGCAGGUCAAAUGGGAGGCGGGUGUGCUGGACAACCCCGCGUCCCAGAAACUCUUGACCCUGUCCAACUUUACGUGUGAGGUGUGCUUCAUGUCGGCAGACGACUACGAUGGCCAAAUUGAUACGAUGGCGCUUGCCUGCGGCCAUCGGUACUGCAUCCCUUGCUACACGCAGUACGUGGAGCAAAAGGUGCGUGAAGAGGGCGAGAGCCGCCGGAUCCAGUGCAUGAACGGGGCGUGCAAGCUGGUGGUGGACGAAGAUACCAUGUCGAAGCUGCUUCCUGCUGCCGUGCUCGAGCGUUACCGAGUCCUGCUCGACCGGACGUACGUCGACGACCACAAUACCCUGCGGUGGUGUCCCGCCCCCGACUGCGAGCGUGCGGUGGAGUGCCAUGUCUCGCAGAAGCAGCUGCGGACGGUCGUGCCGUCGGUGCGGUGCGACUGCCACCACUGGUUCUGCUUUGGCUGUGGCCUUGCUGCACACCAGCCCGUGAUCUGCGCGAUCGUCAAGCUGUGGCUUAAAAAGUGCGAGGACGACAGCGAGACGGCCAACUGGAUCAGUGCCAACACGAAAGAGUGCCCCAAGUGCAACUCGACGAUCGAGAAGAACGGCGGGUGCAACCACAUGACCUGCCGCAAGUGCCGCUACGAAUACUGCUGGAUGUGCUCGGGCCCGUGGUCCGAGCACGGCAACAGCUGGUACCACUGCAACCGCUACGACGAAAAGGCCGGCUCCGAUGCGCGUGAUUCGCAGACGAAGAGUCGUUUGUCGCUUGAGCGGUACCUCUUCUACUUUAACCGCUUUGCAAACCACGAGCAGUCGGCGCGUCUCGACCGCGAGCUGUAUCGGCGUAUCGAGAAGAAGAUGGACGAGAUGCAAGCCACGUCGGACCUCACUUGGAUCGAGGUGCAGUUCCUGAAGAAGGCGGCGGAUACGCUGACCGAGUGCCGCAUGACACUCAAGUGGACGUACUGCAUGGUGUACUACCUGGAGCGCAACAACAUGACGGAGCUCUUUGAGGACAAUCAGCGCGAUCUGGAGCGCGCUGUGGAGGAGCUCUCGGGCCAGCUCGAGAUGCCGAUCGAUCGGGACACCAUUCCCGUGAUGCGCCAGAAAGUGACGGAUCUGACCGCCUAUGUGCAAAAGCGCCGCGAGAUCCUUUUGACUGACACCGCCAACGGAUACCAAGAAGACCGCUGGCACUGGAAUGUAAAUGUGUAA